UAUCGGUACGGACAGCUCCGCACCUUCACCAACCCCUCACAAAUCUGCAAGUCCAACAAGAAAGCACAAGCAACAGCAAAAGCAUCUACCGCAAUAAACAGCACCAAGCAAGCAGCACCAAACAGAAACCAAAACAGCACCAUCACAAAUCUUUCUUCGGCUAUCAAACGAAAGAACAAAGCAAAAGCAUCGACAGCCAUAAAUAGAAGAAGAAAAAAUACAAAGACAACAACGCCAUGACUCUUACAAUUGUUGUUGGUUCAUCUGGAUCAGGGAAGACAACCUUCUUGAAUGAUGUGCACAAGUCGCACAAAUGUACUUACAUCCGUCAGUACCACAACCUCCGUCCUUACAUCGCAGUUACGAAGAUUCCAAACUUUGACCCCACUGUGCUGCCAUACUGGGAUAUCUAUGAAAAAGAAGGGACUGCCAACAGCAUCCAAGUUGGUGGAACAAUGGCUGGAGAGUUCACAGCUGGACUCAGUGGAGGUCAGCGCAAACUCUUGCUCUUUGAACUUAUCUACCAAAGGACCAUGAACCAGAAGAAACUUCUUUUAGUGCUUGAUGAGCCAUUUGCUGGGGUGACCGAUGACUUUGUCCCUUGGAUUGUGGAUCGAUUGAACCUUAUGAGGGAAAAACACAACAUCCUGCUGGUCACCAAUGAUCAUGUCCAAGCAUUGACUGAUAUGGCUGAUAAUGUCAUCACUGUCUCAGCUAUUGACCGCAGCAAGGUUAAAAUCAAUAAACGUGAAAAGGUGGACCGUGAAAAGGCCAUCAUGGCACUUUCUGUAGGAAAUGAUUACAAAUUUGGGACAUCCAAUGCUGAUCUGAAGUUCUUCAUGGAUGUGGAAGUUCGGAACAGUGGUGCCCUCAAGGGUAUCUUUGCCUUCACCAUGUUCUCAUUUUUGAUGUUCCUGCUGACAUUCUGGGACUCUAAGGAUGAGAGUGCUGCUCUUGUUUUGGUUGGAGCUGGUAUCAUUGCCUUUUUUACUAUAAACCCCUACCUGCUUAGUUUGGUGGAUUGGCGAAACUUCAUGACUGAAGAAUCAGAAGCCCUAUUGCAUUCAAGCAAAGGAAUGAACAAGUUGUUGAAGACUCUACUUGCAAUGACAAUGAUCUUCCUCAUUGCAUUGCUGGAAUAUGGAUUUGUGAAUGCUGUCAUUGGUGGACUCUCGAGCUUUGACUACUUUGUGGCCAUGUUCUUUGACAGUGCAAGCAUGACAUUUCCUUUCAUCUGCUUUGGGCUCUACACAAAUCUUCCCUUCCAAGCUGUUGAGAUGCUGGGUAGCAUGCCCUUCCUUUUCAUGAUCUUCUUCUCCACAACUUUCUCGCCCGGCAGUGGUGUACCUGGCUUGAAGGCAUUGAGGUACCUCUUCAGUCGCUUCUACUUUUGGUGUAUGGUCCCUGUUGUUGACCAGCAAAUGGAGGGAUGCCCUGCAGACAGUGGAUUGAAUUUGUUGUAUCUUUGUCUCAGUGGUUUGCUUGGAGUAUUCCUCUUUGUCAUUAUCAUGGGUGGUGCUGCCAUUAUCAAAUCUGCCAGGAAGAAGAAGGAUGGCAAGAGGCGUGAGGCAAUGAAGGAUGAUGAUGAAUUCCAAGAGUUGCAGCUUGAAUUGUAUGGAGAGAAACAGCUGCGGAAGUUGCUCAGGGCGGAUAGCUCUGGAUCAGUGAAAUCAAUCACCUACACUGACAAUGCCGAGUUUGAUGUCUAGCUAGCAAGUAGGUAGAACAAAGUAACAUGAUCAGAUUAAAUUUCAUUUC
This is a messenger RNA of Seminavis robusta, 1758 nucleotides long. The record is from the annotation of a GenBank genome assembly. Lineage: Eukaryota; Bacillariophyta; Bacillariophyceae; Naviculales; Naviculaceae.